This is a messenger RNA of Rotaria sordida, 843 nucleotides long. The record is from the annotation of a GenBank genome assembly. Lineage: Eukaryota; Metazoa; Rotifera; Eurotatoria; Philodinida; Philodinidae.
AUGGAUAACUUUGGUAAUAUUUUACAGGGAAGAUUGAUGAACUCCUCGUCAGGUCGCUUUUGGCAAUGGAGAAAUCUUACCGGCGAUAUGAGUUCCGGUAUUGCUGGUAUUACUGUUGCAAAUAACUAUAAAAAUAUUGCUAUCGGUUUGAUGAGUAAAAGUGGACUGUUAUCUUCAAAUGGCCAUUCUUUUUCGAUAUUAGCUACCGAUCUUAAUAGUUGUCAUUAUGUCGUUAUUUUACCGACUAAAAAUAUAAUGUUAUAUACCGAUGCUCAUCAACAUAUUUAUCAAGUUGAUCUAAUUACGAAGAAACAAUCAAUUUUACUCGAUCAUGUUGGUGGAUCAGCAGGUACUCGUGGUCUAGUCUAUGAUUCAAUCAAUAAUUGGAUAUAUUUCUCUGGUGUACAACUAAUGCGUAGUCGUCCAGAUGGGACCGAAUUACAAAAUAUAACUCAACAUUUAAAUUUAAAUAAUGAAAAAUUAGGUUUUCAAAUUGCACUUGAUAAUCAUUUCGAUCCUAAAAAUCCUCGCGUCUAUUUGGCAUUUGAUGGUGGUCUUUAUAUGGCUUAUACUGAUGGCAGUCAAGAAAAAUUAGUAUACUCAUCUUCUGCCGAAACUAAUUUUGUUGGUCCAUAUGGUGUUGCGAUUGGAGUAGAUCCUUUUGAUAACAAACGGUAUAUAUAUUGGUGUCGUGGUCGUCGAUCAAAAGAAGCCUAUCUCGAACGUUCAAUACUUGACAAUGAUGGACAAUUAACAACAAUCGAAUCGUUAUGGAAUGAUAGCUCAACAAAAGCAGGACAAUGGCUCUAUGCAUUAGCUUUAGUUCCAUGGAAAUUUCAAUAA